Messenger RNA from Nannospalax galili (Upper Galilee mountains blind mole rat), 4296 nucleotides. Its product is annotated as cytochrome c oxidase assembly factor 7. The transcript is spliced from 3 exons. The coding region runs from base 697 to 1392 and encodes 231 amino acids. The record is from RefSeq and is a predicted model, not a curated record. Lineage: Eukaryota; Metazoa; Chordata; Mammalia; Rodentia; Spalacidae. Gene Ontology annotation, molecular function: protein binding. Gene Ontology annotation, cellular component: mitochondrial intermembrane space.
UCUUUCACUUACUGUAUGGCUUUGGACACGUUACUUAACCUCUCUACCAUCCCAGUGUAAAACUGAGCCAAUAACUGGUAUAAAUCUCGUAGAUCCCUAUUCAAUGUUCAGCACUAAGCGCUGGCUAUUUUUACUAUGUUACUAUAAUUUCUACUGCUGCUGUGCCCCCAUCAUCACUCGCGGCCUCACUCACACCCUGGGUCAUUCACGUUGGUUCUUAUGAGUUUGGAAGGAACACAGAACUAAGUCCGGCUUCCAGUUGCGCUAGUUUAUGUAUGCUCAGAGGCUUGUCCAACACCUGGCACAAAAAAGGUCCUUACAACGCUUGCGGCCUGAAUAACACUGGUUUCCCGAAGAGCUGCUUUGGCCGGGCUGGGAUGGAAUGGCGCAGGCCAGCACUGUGCGGCUGGGGGAAAGGAGGGGCCGUCGUCUAGCAUCUUGGGGAUACGGAACUAAUAGCUGAAGGACGAGUGGACGGUUCCGACAGCGAGGCGAAGUCAUUACGGGAACACAGGCACCACAGAAAAGCCGCUGCAGAAACACUGAACGACCUCGGCGGAAGAAUGGACCGCGCGACCGUAGGGCCCCGAGGGCUGCCGGGAAGCCCCGUCAGGCCCGCCCGCUUAGCACUGACGUCACGCCGCCUGUAGCCCCGUCCUCGCUGGCUCACGUGACCGCCGGGCUGGCGUCGGAGCCAUGGCCGGCCUGGUGGACUUCCAGGAUGAGGAGCAGGUGAAAUCCUUCCUGGAGAACAUGGAGGUGGAGUGCCACUACCAGUGCUACCGCGAGAAGGACCCGGACGGUUGCUAUCGGCUGGUGGACUAUUUGGAAGGAAUCCAGAAGAAUUUUGAUGAAGCUGCCAGGGUGUUGAAGUUCAACUGUGAGAAGAACAAGCACAGCGACAGCUGCUACAAACUGGGCGCCUAUUACGUGACCGGGAAAGGCGGACUGGCUCAGGACCUGAAAGCUGCCUCUGCCUGCUUUCUGAUGGCCUGUGAGAAGCCCGGAAAGAAGUCUGUGGAAGCAUGUCACAAUGUGGGGCUCCUGGCACAUGAUGGACAGGUCAAUGAGGAUGGCCAGCCUGACCUGGGGAAGGCCAGGGACUAUUACACCAGGGCUUGUGAUGGCAGCUAUGCAGCCAGCUGCUUCAACCUCAGUGCCAUGUUUCUGCAGGGCGCCCCUGGCUUUCCCAAGGACAUGGACCAGGCAUGUAAAUACUCAAUGAAAGCCUGUGACCUGGGCCAUGUCUGGGCCUGUGCCAAUGCCAGCCGCAUGUAUAAACUUGGGGAUGGUGUUGGUAAGGAUGAAGCCAAGGCUGAGAUGCUAAAAAAUCGGGCCCGGGAACUGCACAAAGAACAGCAGAAAAAUGUCCAACCCAUAACCUUUGGGUAAGGUGGUGUGUCCCACCGUCCCUCCAGGCAACAGACAGCUUGACACUGGCUCCUCCUUUCUGAGAUCAGAUGAGCCCUUUGUAGAUCAGCCUGCCAGAGCAGGAAGACCUUGGACUUGCUAUCUUGGGUAAUACAGCGCCAUCUGCUCCAGAGUGUUGCCUGCUGGGAGUGGUCGAAGGGUAUAUUUCAGUAAAGAAUCCUUUGGUGUAUUCUGGGAGGACACCCAUAUUUAUAGGGUCUUUUUAAACUCCUGAACCUCUGAAAAAUAGGAAUAAAUUAUAGAGCCAUAAACUUUUGGGUUUGGGGAACACAAAUAGAAUUGGAAAAAAUAGCCACAGGCCUGAAAGGAGCAGCCUUUACUUUGGAAGGGCUUGAAAAUAAGAAAGUAUCUUAAUUUACAUAAUAGAGGUCUUAAGAAGCUAAGAACAGUCACGACUGCCACCCUCUGGCUUACAUAACCAUGGUGUGGGCUUGCCUUUUGCCUUUCCAGUUAGACUGUUUAGCGGAUUCAUAGGGCUCAAGAGCAAGCUGAGUGCGUCCUGAAGGUUGAAGGUACUUACGCUAUAGGAUUGCCAGAGAAGAGGAAACCUAAGCCUGCCCUCCUCAGAGUCAAAAAUGAGCCUCCUCAGGCAUUCACCUGAUUUUGCUCCUCAUGACAAGGGAACAGAUGAUUCCCAAAGCCACACCAGCUAGUAGUGUGUAAGCAGGGGUUAUGGGACUUGGUAGCACCAAGUUUGUCCGCUGGAACGAAACCCUUUCUUUAACAGGGUUUUGUGAUGCCUAGACUGACCUCAAAGUACUGCCUCAGCCUCCCCAGUGCUGGGAUUACAAGCAUAUGCCACCAUGCCUGGAGGGUCUGAACUUUUUAAGUUGUCCCUGUGAAUAAACUCUUUUCAGUUGGUUUUUCAUUUGUAAUGUUAGUGCUUUCUCCCAAUUCUGGGCAGCAUAGAAUGUGUUCUUCAUAGUCAUUGUGCCUUGUCUUUGAAGAACGUUGACUUUUUUUUCUUGUUGUCUCCAUACGUGUAGCCAGGGGGCGAGCUUGUCAUUUUCCUCUGGUGACUGGACCAUUAUAUCUGUCACCAACCUUUGCUCUUCCCAGUUUUGCAGUUAGCUGCCCUAGAAGGAAGGCUUGCCUUGUGAAGGUUUGUGAGUAUAGCCAGCUGUCUUCUCAUGUUGAUAUAGGAGAGGGGCUUUCCCAAGUGCAGAGAGAAGUUUUAAAAGGCAUCAAGUUUGUUUUUAAAAUGUCUUAAAAGCAGCUUUUGGUGUGCUUAAAAUAAACCCUAUAGGCUAACAAGCAUAGGAAGAGAUACUAGCAUUACUAGUCAUGUAGGAAGUAUACAUCAAAACCUCAGGAACUCUAAACUCAACAUAAAAACAAAUGAGGAUCAGCAAGAUGGCUCAGUAAGGGCACUGGCCACUGAGCCUGACCAACUGAACCUGAUCAUCACCCAGGAUCCAGCCACAUGGUGGAAGGAGAGAACUGACUCCUAUAAGUUGUCCUCUGACCUCCACACACACACUACACACGCUGCGGCAUGCUCGAGCCUUCUCUCAUACAAUAAAUAUCUUAAGAUAUAAUAAUUAUUAAAAAGAAAUAGGCGCAAGGCCUUGAUAGAUGUGUCACCAAAGAAGAUACGUAAAUGGAAAGUAGGUGCUUGAAAUGAUCCAUGUAACAUGUCAGGAGGGAAAUGCAGAAACAAACUAUACUGUUGGAACACUACUAGAGUGUCUAGACAACAUUGACAACACCAAAUGCUAGUGGGGUGUGUUAUCACUGCUGUGGAAACAAGAUGGUAUAGCCACUCUGAACAAUAGCGUAGCAGUAUCUUGUGUUAACUAAACAUACAGUAUACUUUGUGAAUCUUGCUCCUUGAUAUUUCCCCAAGAGAAUUGGAAAUAUGCUCAUAGAAAAACCAGUACAUGGAUGUUCAUAGCAACCUUAUUUAUAAUUUAUAAGGCUGAGACAGGAAGAUUGCCCCAAACUUAGAAGCAAUCAAGAUGUCCUUCAAUAGGUGAGAGGAUAAACUGAUACAUCCAGACAGUAGACUAAUACCAGUGCUAAAAAGAAUGUGUUAGCGAGCCACAAAAAGAUGUAGAGGAAUAUUGCCAAGUGAACGAAGCCUAUCCAAAGGGUUACGCUCUUGAUUCCAGGUGUAUGAUACUGGCUAGUAUUCUCAAAAGGAGUAACUGGAGACAAUAAGGGAUUAGAGACUGGCAGUGUGGCUCAGUGGUAGAGUGCCAAGUUCCUGGGGUCCACAAGUUCUCAGCACCACAGUUUUAAAAGUUCAGGUGUCACAGGGUGUGGUGGCGCAGGCCUUUAAUCCCAGCAUUUGGGAGGCAGAGACAGGUGGAUCUCUGUGAGUUCGAGGCCAGCUUGGUCUACGUAGCAAGUUCCAGGCCAACUGGGGUUACAGAGAGACCCUGUCUCAGAAAGACCAAAAGGAAAAAAGAGUUCAGGUGUCAGGGUGAAUAGUUAAAGCACAGAGAACUUUGGUCAUAGAACUACUCUGUAUGAUACUCUUAACAUUGAAUGUGCGUCACUUGCCAUUUGUCCAAAUAUGUAAAAUAUGCAACAAGAGUGAACCCUCAUGUAAGCUGUGGACUUAGGGUGAAGAUGCCCAGAAUAGGUUCAGCAGUUAUGUGCUUUUCUGGUAGACAUGUUGAGGCUGUUCAUGUGUAAGGGCUGAUAUCUGUAUAUAGGAAAUCUCUGUAUUGUCUCAAGUUUGCUGUGAACCAGAUACUCUAAAAAGUCUAUUGAAAACAGAAUCACACUGAGAUACUACCUCACACCCAUUAGGAUCACCGCUAUUAAAAAAAUAAAUGUCAAAGUUGCAGGAAAAUUGGAACCCUUAUGCACUGUUGAUGGGAAUGUAAAAGUUUAGAAAUAAAUUGCAUUUUUCUUUUA